This is a messenger RNA of Ostreococcus tauri, 612 nucleotides long. RefSeq lists its product as hypothetical. The transcript has a single exon. Lineage: Eukaryota; Viridiplantae; Chlorophyta; Mamiellophyceae; Mamiellales; Bathycoccaceae. Bases 1 to 612 code for a protein of 203 amino acids. The record is from RefSeq and is a predicted model, not a curated record.
AUGGAUCGCGUCCUCACCGACGAAGAACUUCGCGCGUCGAUCGCGCGCAUGCCCGCUCGCGAGGAACCAGACUUCCUACGUCCCGUCGUCAAGCCUCUCGCCGCGGACGAGCCCGCACCGACGAUGAGCGUCGAAGGAUUCAAGUCGGGGCUGCUCAAGCGCAGGCUCAAAGAGCUCGCCCUCGCGGACGGCGCGCGGUUGGUUCGUAAGACGGCGAUCGCGCGAGAGGUUCGGGCGAUCAAACAAGAGCUCCGAUUGACCAAGGCUCGGGGAGCUCGAUCGCGGGUGAUGCGAAGACACCGGGAGAUCGUGGAGGAGACGCGAGAGGCGCGAACCGAGGCGGAGCGCGCGAGACGGAGGGUCGAGCAAAUACGAAGCGAGCUCGAGGAGGAACGUAAGGACAUACAGAAAGCGAUCGAGAGCGAGCGAGAGGAGAGGCAGAAGUCGAUUCAGGAGAACGAGAAGAAGCGGGCGGAGAGAAAGGCGGUGUUGGAGGAGGAACUCGAGCGCAAGUCGGCGAAACGACACAAGCUCGUCGCCAGUCUCAAGGAUGUCAUCGCGCAGCAGGGAGAGGCGAGAAAGGUAAUCGUGGACGCCGGGGGAGUGAACUAG